Messenger RNA from Prionailurus viverrinus (fishing cat), 3368 nucleotides. It is a transcript of the gene OTUD7B, whose product is annotated as OTU deubiquitinase 7B. Gene Ontology annotation, cellular component: cytoplasm; nucleus. The coding region runs from base 518 to 3040 and encodes 840 amino acids. Gene Ontology annotation, biological process: protein K48-linked deubiquitination; protein deubiquitination involved in ubiquitin-dependent protein catabolic process; protein K63-linked deubiquitination. The transcript has 12 exons. Gene Ontology annotation, molecular function: DNA binding; K63-linked polyubiquitin modification-dependent protein binding; zinc ion binding. The record is from RefSeq and is a predicted model, not a curated record. Lineage: Eukaryota; Metazoa; Chordata; Mammalia; Carnivora; Felidae.
CCCUGCCCUGUCACCUUCCCCCGUCUGCUCCCGCCCUUCCCGCCUCUUCAGGACUCCCAAACUCUGACCCUCCGAUCUCCACUGUCCCCCUUCUCCUUUCCGAUGAUAUUUCACCCGGAGCCACCGCCUCCGGUCACCCUCUCCUCGCCCUGACUGUUCCUUGCUUGGCCCCAACCUUUUCCCCAGUUACUCCUCCUUUUCACCUGCGUCCCGCGUUCCUAGCCCCCCGGCCCCGUUCCCGGCCUCCCUUCCUAAGCUGUGCUGGGCAGUGUGGACGGUCCUCCCUUGUCAGCGAGACUUUCGGGAAGGGAUGGUGGAGUGUUAAGGUGGUUGGAGUGCAGGCUACCCCCAUCCUACCCGCAGAGGAGGAUAAAGUUCAUUGUAAAAGUCUCAGUAUAAAAGUACAACGAAAAGAAAACAAGCUUGUUCUUUCCUGUAGAGAGCCAACUGAGGUGGAGGGCUGAGUUUUGAUCUAUGUCCACCCUAUCUCAGCUGCCUGAAAGUACUUAAUGAUCACAUGACCCUGGACAUGGAUGCUGUCCUGUCGGAUUUUGUCCGUUCCACAGGCGCAGAGCCUGGGCUGGCCCGAGAUCUCCUGGAAGGAAAGAAUUGGGACGUGAGUGCCGCCCUCAGUGAUUUUGAACAGCUACGUCAAGUUCGUGCUGGGAACCUGCCGCCACCCUUUAGUGAAGGGAGUGGUGGCUCCAGGACCCCUGAAAAAGGGUUUUCUGAUAGAGAGUCUGCCCGCCCUCCCCGGCCCACCCUACAGCGGCAGGAUGACAUCGUUCAAGAAAAACGCCUGUCUAGGGGCAUCUCCCACGCCAGCUCCAGCAUUGUUUCCCUGGCCCGAUCCCAUGUCUCCUCCAAUGGUGGGGGUGGGGGGAGCAGUGAGCACCCCCUGGAAAUGCCCAUCUGUGCCUUCCAGCUUCCAGAUCUCACUGUGUACAACGAAGACUUCCGCAGCUUCAUAGAGAGAGACCUUAUUGAACAGUCCAUGUUGGUUGCCUUGGAACAGGCAGGGCGUUUGAACUGGUGGGUGAGUGUGGACCCUACCUGCCAGAGGCUGCUUCCUUUGGCAACUACUGGGGAUGGAAACUGCCUUCUUCAUGCAGCCUCCCUAGGCAUGUGGGGUUUCCAUGAUCGGGACUUGAUGUUGCGUAAAGCUUUGUAUGCACUGAUGGAGAAAGGAGCUGAGAAGGAAGCAUUAAAACGGCGCUGGAGGUGGCAGCAAACACAGCAGAAUAAGGAGUCAGGGCUGGUUUACACAGAGGAUGAGUGGCAGAAGGAAUGGAAUGAGCUGAUCAAGCUUGCCUCGAGUGAACCCCGCAUGCAUCUAGGUACCAACGGAGCCAACUGUGGUGGGGUGGAGAGCUCAGAGGAGCCCGUGUAUGAGAGCCUAGAAGAAUUCCACGUCUUUGUCCUUGCCCAUGUACUUAGGAGGCCCAUAGUUGUUGUGGCCGACACCAUGCUGAGGGACUCUGGUGGGGAAGCAUUUGCCCCUAUUCCCUUUGGGGGAAUCUAUCUGCCUUUGGAGGUCCCAGCCAGCCAGUGUCACCGCUCCCCUCUGGUGCUCGCCUAUGAUCAGGCCCACUUUUCUGCACUUGUGUCCAUGGAGCAGAAGGAGACCGCCAAGGAACAAGCUGUGAUCCCACUCACGGAUUCGGAGCAUAAGCUGCUGCCCUUGCACUUUGCUGUGGACCCUGGAAAGGGCUGGGAGUGGGGCAGAGAUGACAGUGACAACGUCCGAUUGGCCAGUGUAAUCCUGUCCCUAGAGGUCAAAUUGCACCUGCUGCAUGGCUACAUGAAUGUGAAGUGGAUCCCAGUGUCCUCUGAUGCACAGGCUCCUCUGGCCCAACCUGAGUCCCCCACAGCCUCAGCUGGAGAUGAGCCCCGGUCCACUCCUGAGUCUGGGGAAUCAGACAAAGAGUCCGUCGGCAGCAGUUCCACGAGCAAUGAGGGCAGCAAGCGGAAAGAGAAGGCAAAACGAGGUCGAGAGAAAGACAAGAAGAGAGCAGACUCCGUGGCUAACAAACUGGGCAGCUUUGGCAAAACCUUGGGCAGCAAGCUCAAGAAGAACAUGGGCGGCCUGAUGCACAGCAAGGGUUCUAAGCCGGGAGGGAUGGGAGCAGGGGCGGGGGUAAGCAGCGGCACUGAGACACUGGAGAAGAAGAAGAAGAACUCCCUGAAGAGCUGGAAGGCGGGCAAGGAGGAGGCAGCUGGGGACGGGCCUGUGUCUGAGAAGCCCACGGCGGAGUCUGUCGGUAACGGAGGGAGCAAGUAUAGCCAGGAGGUGAUGCAAAGCCUGAGCAUCAUGAGGAUUGCAAUGCAAGGGGAGGGGAAGUUUAUUUUUGUUGGAACCCUGAAGAUGGGUCACCGUCAUCAGUAUCAGGAGGAAAUGAUCCAGCGCUACCUUUCUGAUGCCGAAGAGCGAUUCCUGGCAGAGCAGAAGCAGAAAGAAGCAGAGAGGAAGCUCCUGAAUGGAGGGCUAGGCGGCGGGCCUCCUCCAGCCAAAAAGCCAGAGCCAGAUGGUGGGGAGGAGUUGCUGACUGCCCCUCCAGCAGAGUCCAAGGCGAUGGCAUUCUCUUCUGGCUACCCCGGGGGCUUUACUGUCCCUCGGUCUACAGGGGCUGGGGUCCACUGCCAGGAGCCCCGGCGGCAGCUGGCAGGGGGUCCUUGUGGGGGAGGCCUACCACCAUAUGCCACCUUCCCCAGACAGUGCCCUCCAGGGCGACCCUACCCCCAUCAGGACUGCAUCCCUUCUCUGGAGCCAGGCAGUCACUCCAAGGAUGGCGGUCACAGGGGUGCGUUGUUACCACUCCCCUUCCGCGUGGCUGAUUCCUAUAGCAACGGCUACAGAGAGCCCCCUGAGCCAGAUGGAUGGGCUGGAGGGCUUCCUCUGGCCCAGACCAAAUGCAAACAACCGAACUGCAGCUUCUAUGGACACCCGGAGACAAACAACUUCUGCUCCUGCUGUUACAGGGAAGAACUGAGGAGGAGGGAGCGGGAACCCGGUGGGGAGCUGCUGGUGCACAGGUUCUGAGCGGGGGAACCUUGGAGGGCAAGGGGGCUAAACAAAGAGAGUUAAGCUCCACUAAUUGGCUCAUCAAGACCCAGCCCCCAUGCAAAUGGGGCAAAUGCAGUAACGUUGGUGGGAGCCUGGCUGGAAACUUUGAAGUGGGUGCGCGCUCGAGAGCUGCCAGGCUGGCAAGAGCAGGGCAGGGCCAGACGGUGCCUGGAGGGCUCCACUGGUCCUUCGCCAAUCUUGAUGGGACUGAGGAAGUAUGGGGUGGGGCGGGGAGAUGCUGAUUCUGUCUCAUAACUGCUUGGGUACACCCCAGGACCUAAGGGAAAGAGGGGAAGGUUUAGUG